AUGGACCGAAAAAAACCUCCCAUGUAUGCGGCGAAAGUGAACGAGAUGAGCCAGAAACGUCAACAAGUAUACGUAGCGCAGCCUUCCUCACGCAUCCGCCCCGAUGGGCCAUCCUUUGACGUUUUCAACGAAGUCCAGUUGGUAUGGAGUUUCGUUAAAGACCAAUGCCAAUGUCGAGGCUUCACAGCUGGAGAGCAGGCGCUUCCUGGAGUUGAUGGUGAGGCCAGCCACUCUGCGAAGGAGCACGUGAGGCUGAUUUGUGUACAAUUGAGGAGCCUUCUGCAGGAUCCGACAAUUUUUGUUAUUGAGCCAGGCUCGCCUUUCCCCGAUGACUUUCCGCAGCACGUGAGCUUCAUCUUAUCUCAGCUCAUGCAGGUCUACUGCCACAUCUACAGACAGCAUUUUGAGUAUCUGGUGGAGACAGACACAGUGGCGUACGUCAAUUGCUGCUUCAAGCACGCUCUGCUCUUUGGAGAUGAAUUCCAGCUGAUCACCGACAAAGACGUCGCCCCUGUGGCAAAUCUCGUGAAGAUCUUCCUCGGCCAAGCCCAGCAGGAGCAGCACCGCGCGUGCGAGGCGACGGACUGGACCUCUCCUGCGGGCUGUCGAAGAGGCAGCGACAGGAAUCCAAAGGGCGCAAGCUUGCCGCCUUACCACUCAAACUGCAUGCGCGAAAAAGGACACUUGCUUGGACCAGAAAGUCAGACGACGUGUACAGACGGCCACAGCGACAAGAGUCCGCGGAACUCUCAAGCGAGUUUCUAG
Messenger RNA from Neospora caninum, 765 nucleotides. RefSeq lists its product as hypothetical. Gene Ontology annotation, cellular component: cytoplasm; nucleus. Gene Ontology annotation, molecular function: protein kinase activator activity. The transcript has 6 exons. The record is from RefSeq and is a predicted model, not a curated record. The coding region runs from base 1 to 765 and encodes 254 amino acids. Lineage: Eukaryota; Apicomplexa; Conoidasida; Eucoccidiorida; Sarcocystidae. Gene Ontology annotation, biological process: signal transduction; positive regulation of protein phosphorylation.